Molecule: messenger RNA, 5169 nt
Organism: Oppia nitens
Lineage: Eukaryota; Metazoa; Arthropoda; Arachnida; Sarcoptiformes; Oppiidae
Product: protein turtle homolog B-like
Exons: 17
Coding region: 307-5139 (1610 amino acids)
Biological process (GO): dendrite self-avoidance; homophilic cell-cell adhesion; axon guidance
Cellular component (GO): axon; plasma membrane
Molecular function (GO): cell-cell adhesion mediator activity
Source: RefSeq, a predicted model, not a curated record
CUGCCCUCUCUCUGACUGUCAGAUACCGGGUCUUAGAGUUUGUCAAUUGACAUACAGUUUGUAUUAUGAGCUCAACUCCUAAUACAGUUUGCAGUGCUUUCUCUCUCAAUGGUGUUUAUCACUCACUGUAACAAUAACUACAUUACAGUUGUGUAUAUAUGACUUGAUAUUAGAGAAACUAAUAAUUUGGCGGCAAUUUUUGGCAAAACUUUUUUUGGACACUAAUUAUUGACAAUAAUUUGAUAUAUAAUGUGAACCAAUCAGUGAUUUUAUCGUAAUAUAUCUAUCAUUGUAUUGAAAGAGGAUAUGAUGUCAUGUCAUAAGGAUUUAUGUUUGAUAUUCACAAUCACAUCAAUACUUUGGUCAUCACUUUGGACGCACACUAUUCAAGGUUUUGUACAAAACAAUGAAGAACCAGAACAUAUAUCAUCCAAUUAUGGCGAGAAUGUGAUCAUCAACUGUGCCUUUGAUUUUCCUGAUGGCAUACGAGUGCCGUAUGUCAUACAAUGGCAGAAAAAUGGCGUAAAGAUACCGAUAUAUAUUUGGUACGACGGAUACCCACCACAUAUUGGUGAGGGCUAUGAGGGACGGGUGUCUCUGUCAGGACAGGCGGCACUCAAUCUAUCGAAUCUCAAUGAGAACGAUCAGGGAUGGUAUGAAUGCAAAGUAUUCUUUUUGAAUCGUCCCCCCGAACCCAUCAAAAAUGGUACCUGGGUGCACCUGGAUGUACAUGCACCGCCACAUUUUCGACUAAAACCACCCGAUGUUAUAUAUGUAAAAGUGGGGGAAACCAUAACAAUGCCGUGUGAAGCUAUGGGCACCCCUUCACCCGCUAUUAUUUGGUAUAAGGAUAAUCAACCUCUUGAGGGUUCCGGUAGUGUCCAUAUAUUGCCAAAUGAGUUACGGAUCUCAAACUUACAGCAGUCAGACAUCGGUGAUUACAUGUGUUUGGCCCGCAAUCGUGAGGGCUCGACAACGGCCAAUACUAAAGUGAUAAUCGCGGGACCGGCAGUUAUAACGGCUCCGCCCAGAAAUCAGACCCGUCUGGAGGGCGACCAAAUUGAGAUGAUAUGCGAAGCUAAGGCACUGCCAUCUAAUGUAACGCACCGGUGGCUACACAACGGCAUUGACAUAAGUCAGUUGUCGUGGUUGGAGACCCGGACUAUCAUCCGACGCGAUGGCACACUAUUUAUCAAUCCGAGUACUGCUGAAGAUUCGGGUCAAUACACAUGCGAAGUGUCCAAUGGUAUCGGCAUUUCAGAUACUGCCAGUGCUUACCUUAGCGUUGAAUAUCCCGCUCGAGUCACUUACUCGCCGACCAUUCAAUAUCUACCGCACGGACUAUCGGGAAUCGUCCGGUGUUUUAUUCAGGCUAUGCCUCCAUUUCAGUUCAUAACGUGGACUAAAGAUCGGCGGCCAUUUGAUCCGAAUGCCACACCCGGUGUGGUCACACUCAACAACGGGUCACUACUAUUUCAACGGGUCAGUCACGAACAUCAGGGCCGAUACCGGUGUACACCAUAUAAUCUUCACGGAACUGCCGGCACAUCUAAUGCUAUGGAAGUGUUAGUUAGAGAGCCGCCAAAGUUUACGAUAAGACCUAACGAUAUGUACCAGAGAUCGGUCAACAGUGAAGUUGUUAUGCCGUGCGAUGGCGUCGGACAGCCUAAGCCUAACAUCAUUUGGCGUAAAGCUGAUGGAAACAAAUUACCAAAGGACAGGGCGUUUAUAAGGUCUGGCAAUUUGACGAUCAAAUCGAUCAAAAAGGAAGACCACGGGAUCUAUGAGUGUAUACUCGAGAAUGAGAUCGCGAUUCUCAUUGCAACGACUCUAUUAUUAGUCAAUAACACUACUCCACAUCCGCCACAAAAUGUUUCCGUCAAUACCAGUGCUUUUGCAGCUACUGUUCAAUGGAUACCCAAUUAUAAUGGAGGUUAUGAACAAACCUAUCAUCUCAGGUACCGAUUGUCCGACAGCAGUGACUCCGACUGGAAGACAAUACGAGUUCCUCCGCCAGAAUCGUUGACUGCAUUUACUUUAUAUAACUUGCAAUCAGACGCCGAGUAUGACUUCCAAGUGUUUGCUUCAAAUCGCUUGGGAGUUGGGAUGACGUCACCAAUAGUCAGAACCAGAACUAAGAUGUGGGACUUACAAAAAACUAUUUAUCCAACCGAUGCUUACGGGGCUACAUAUAUACCAACAGUUCAAAAACCAUCAGGUUCCACUGAUGAUCCAACAUCAUCAUCGGCCACAACCCCUGUAGGACCUAAACCGGGAGCGCCCAGGAAUGUGUCGAUUGAGAAGAUGGCUCAGGGAUGGGUCAUAUCGUGGUUAUCACCGGUCGACAAGUCUGUGGCAGUGGCCUACUAUCGCAUCGAGUUUAAGGAGAACGACAAGAGAUGGCAAUAUAGCGAACCCAUCGCUAAGGAUAACGCUUUUUUAAUUAAAAAUCUCGAUUCUGGCACUAAAUAUACUUUCCGUGUGUGGGCUUACUCUAUAUUAGGCAAUGGAGAAGUCAGCGAUCCAUUUGAUUACAAAAUUUCCGGGCCAGCCGAUGGCAUUAAGGGUGCUCGAGCUAUAACUGCCGGCAUAGUGGGCUCCGUCCUAUUUUUUGUAACAGCAAUUGUAUUGUCCGUCUGUAUCGUCAAAAUUUGUAAUAAAAGAAAGAGAAGAAAAAUGGAAAAAGCAUAUAUGAUGGUUACCUGUCCGGUAAUGGACGGUAUCAAUGGUGGACAUCAUACUCACGGUGAUAGCCCAGUGCCUUUAAAACAACGUGCGAAAAGAGGAAUAUCAGGUUUAAUACAUGUAUUGAUUAGAAGUCUUUUGCAAAGAUUCGGUGCACAACACUAUUGCCGACGACCAACUGAGCCCAGACAUGUGGCCGGACGUGAUAGUUCACCCCUUGGAGUUCCAACAAUUGAAACGAUUGGAUCCAAUUGGAGAGAUAACGUCAUACAGGUCUCACCCCCUGCGCGACGAAGAGCUAUGAAAAAUGUUAGAUAUAAUGUCGAAAUGGAGUACUCGAGACCACUCGGUUGGAUCAGUAGGACAUCUGACGGCAAAUUUGUAGUCAAAGGACAGCCUAUUCUUAUGAAAAAUAUUGGUUACAAUACCGAUGAACAGUUACACGCCUACGACUUGACCCCCUCUAAUCAGGCCAGUGUUAGGGGAAGUUUCCGGAGUGAUGGAAGUGGACAAAGUGGUCCCAAUCAUACAAAUGUGUUUCCAUUACAUAGACAUCACUCACAGUUUAGUCGCUCAUCAACGCACUCAUCCCUUCCCUCCCGUUCCCAACGAAAUCAAUCGUUUAGUCCUCAGUCAUACUCAUUCCGUUCGGGAUAUAAUAUAUCACAAGUAUUCAGACCACGUGAUCCCCGAUUCAGGACCAGUUCUCCGGGACCGGGAUUACCGCCCGACUCGCUCAGUAUGGAACAAGAACUGAGUUCCGUUCGCCAAACAUCUUCAUCAUUUGAACGCUCGUCACAAAUACCGAUGAUUUCCUCGCCAUCAUUGCGGUCACAACUACAAGAACUACCAGCGCUGAGACCAAUACACGAACAUUUGCAUCGACAUAACAAUCACUCAAUGUCUCAAUUACGGGCAACAGUUCCUAUAUCACGUCAGCCAAACAUUAGAGCCAUAAAUCGCGGACCACUUCUUUUGGAGACAGUUCCCGAAGCCAUUUACGAUGCCGUCCACAUUACACCCAAAUAUGACUCACCUUCUGCUAGAAGGGGUGACCUUUGGACCGACGGACGGCACUUACACAUCCCACAGCCUAUUAAUCAAAGUACAAAUAAUAUUCAAUUGCUUAGAGACGUUCCUACCAUAUCUGCCCGUGCGAUGUCCAGACCAUAUCAAAACGUGCCGUUUCCGAGACAUCUCAUUGAAGAGUCAGUGCCUCAGUAUAAGACCCAACAAUCACUCGAUGAUCCGAUUGAUGAAAUGCGUUUUAUAGCACCUCCUAAAAUGGUAUUUAAAAAACCCAGAGCACCACCGCCUCCACCCUCAUUAAGCCAACAGAAGACUAUAGAUUUGAAGAGUGAUUUUAAUACAACUGUUAGCAGUGACUCAUCUAAUGACCAGCCCUUUCAAUAUACUCGGGACAAGUUAUUGGGUGCCGUUGAAAAAGUCAGGAGUGGUAUGUUACUAACUCGCGCUUCUCCAUUUAGACAUGAAGGUUCGCAAACUCCGACAUCAGUUCAAACACCAUCGCAGACACCUAUUGAUAGGCGACUGUUAGAAAUGCCGGAACCUUUACUCCGACCUCGACGUCCCACUCCUGUCAAGUUUGCUGACGAUAACAAUGUGUUUAUUGAUGAUCAUCAUAAUCAACCCACAUAUCGUUCAUCACAUCCGCAACCUCCCAGUCGGGCUAGCCUUACGAGUCAAUCUUCUGGUAGAGGCAGUGCUGGUCAGGACGGGUCGGGAAAAACUACUUUAGUUUCCAACUCAAGAGGCAAUUCAUUCCAAAACUCACCGCAAAGUGAACUCCAAUCCGUGUCCAAUAUUGAUAAGACAGCGAGCAGUAGCUCUGGUAUUGCCAGUCAAACCAUGUCAUCACAACUGCAUUCAUCCACAUCUCCCGGUCAGAGUUCGGGUAUUUCCGCCACAUCUACGUCUGCAACUCCUAAUCGAUACGUCAAAGAAGUGCAAUCAAUCAAACAGUCAUUCUUACCGAAAUCCAUAGCAUAUCAAAGUCGACCAACAGUUGAAUCGCCGCAAUCGGAACCAAUAUUUCCUUCUUAUGCACCACCGAUGGAACCUUUGGACGUAUCUGUCGAUGAAAAUUAUGAGUUUGACUCUAUAUCUCCCUUAGAGGCCGAACUGAUCGAAAAAUUGCGUCGAGAACAGCAACGAUGGAGUCAAUGGCAACAACAACAACAAUAUCAUUAUCAACCACAACAUUAUCAACAACAACAACAACAGAGCAUUAGAGGACCAUUCAGUGAUUCAGAAGUGUAUAGUACUGUUCCCAUUAGACGUCGAUAUGAAGAUACGGACGCCCGCUGUGCGGCUCUGAAGGAAGAGUUUUUUAGAUUUAGAAGAAGACAACAACUCUUACAACAACAACAGCAACGACACCGACCAUCACAUGAGGAACUGAGUUCUUCAGAUGAGUUUGAGAGCGCCUGUUAGCCAACCAACUGAUCAACCAAUUGGUUAUUA